Messenger RNA from Helianthus annuus (common sunflower), 1497 nucleotides. RefSeq names its product epidermis-specific secreted glycoprotein EP1. The transcript has 2 exons. The record is from RefSeq and is a predicted model, not a curated record. Lineage: Eukaryota; Viridiplantae; Streptophyta; Magnoliopsida; Asterales; Asteraceae. The coding region runs from base 24 to 1376 and encodes 450 amino acids.
CCAAACACUUGUCCCCAGUAGCCAUGGCUGCUUAUUCUUCCUCUCUAUCAUCUAUCUUCAUUUGCUUCCUCUUCGGAGCAUUCUUGAUCUCCGAGGCCGUUGUUCCGGCCAACGAAACCUUCCGUUAUGUCAACCAAGGCGAUUUAAGUUUCGGUAACGACUACUUAGACUUUGUUUCCGAAUACGCACCAACUUACCGUCCACUUCCGCCCUUUACCUUCCCUUUCCAACUAUGUUUCUACAACACCACCCCAAACGCGUAUACUCUCGGUCUCCGCAUGGGGACAAUACGUUCGCAAUCGGUCAUGCGAUGGGUCUGGGAAGCCAAUCGCGGUAAACCAGUCCGCGAAAACGCCACUUUCUCAUUAGGCUCUGAUGGAAACCUUAUACUCGCGGAAGCAGAUGGGCAGAUUGUGUGGCAAACCAACACUGCCAAUAAGGGUGUUGUCGGUUUCGCUAUACUACCCGAUGGUAACGUCGUGCUUCGUGACUCAAGGGGUAACUUCGUCUGGCAAAGCUUUGAUUACCCCACGGACACUCUCUUGAUCGGCCAAAGUCUUCGGGUGAGAGGAGGUCCAUACAAGCUCGUGAGCAGGGCGUCGGUUACCAACAACGUUGAAGGGGAUUAUAGCUUCGUAAUCGAGCCUAAAAGAUUGGCUUUGUAUUACAAGAAUAACAUGCGCUACUGGUCAUCCACGUUCCCCGAAUUAAAUAGAGAAAAUGUGACUAUUGUAAAUGCAACGUUGGUAAUUCAAGAAACCGAGUACGAAGAGAACAACUUUAACGCACUCAGGUGUAAUCUUCAAAAUGGCCAGUCUUUUGAAUUUCCUACUUUAGAUUUGGGUCAAGUUCAGUACAAUAGCUCGUUAUCAUAUCUCCGAUUGGGCAUCGACGGGAACCUAAGACUCUACACUUACCGUGCAAAUGUGAGGGGAAACGCGGUGUGGACCUUGUUGUACACUUUGUUUGAUAGGCGCGAGGAUGAGGGUGGGAUGAUCUUUGAAGACGAGUGUCAGUUACCAAAUCGGUGUGGCAACUUUGGGCUUUGUGAGGACAGCCAGUGUGUGGGGUGCCCGACGCCAAACGGGGUGUUUGCGUGGAGCAAAGAUUGCAACACCAAGUCACCGGGAUGUAACGCGAGUGGUUUUAAAUAUUACCAGCUCAAAGGCGUUAAUCAUUUCACCGUUAAGUAUACGGCUGGGACUGAGCCCGUGAAGCAGAGCGAUUGCGAGAGCAAUUGCACCAAGGAUUGCAACUGUAUGGGUUACUUUUAUCACACGGAUAAUUCGAGGUGUUGGAUUGCUUACGAGUUGAAAACAUUGACGAGGGUUGGGAACUCGACUAGUUUGGCGUACAUCAAAACACCCGUUACCUAGAUCCGGGAUGUUGUAUAAACUAGAAAUAAAGAAGGUUAAGAUGAGCAGAAAAGCGACUAUUAUGUUUCUAACCUUCCAAUGUGUGUUUGUGUUGUAUUAAUAAUAUGCUCCAGCUUUAUUA